GUCGCUGCAUGUUCACACUGACAAGUACUUCCGGGUGUCCGCUCUGAGUUUUGGGACUUUUCGCAGUUUCACUUUUCGGCGUGGUCGUGAUUACGUCAAAUAAAACAAAACCAAAACAACAAAAAACAACGACACGAGUAAUGUAAAUGAAUGUCUGAGAAAAACAUCGGAGUUGUUUAAUAUAAAAAUGAAGCUACUUUCUGCGUUUGUGUUCAUGCGAACGGUUCGCGCCGAGAGCCGACUCUGUGCCGUGUCCAGAUGUUAAUCCACGACCACAUCAGUAAUCCGUCGGAUAAAUGAUGUUACUUGUCGCCUAGAGUCGGUCUGUUUGCUCGCAGUGCGCCAUGAAACACGUCAUUUUGCUUCUGACCUCUUUACUUUCGACAGUGUGCUCUAGAAGACCUGGCACAGAUGGAGAAUAUGAUCACUUGAGGUCCGUGCUGGCCGACUUUGAUGUCCUGAACGUGUCCAGUCUGCAGCAGCACUCGGUGCGCAAGCGGGAUUUGCAGAGUCACACACAUGCAGAGAGACUGCUGACCUUCACCGCCUUACGCAGGCAUUUCAGGCUCUACCUGACCUCCAACACUGAGCUGUUCACUGAAGACUUCAGCGCUGUGGUGGUGGAGAAAGACGGCACGCGCCAGAAUUACGACGUCCACAGACAGAACUUCUUCACGGGCCACGUCAUCGGGGAGGAGUACUCACGCGUACAGGCGCACGUUGACGACGACGAGUUCACCGCACACAUCCUGACAGACGAGGCUGAAUACAACAUAGAGCCUCUCUGGAGGCUCACCCGAGGCCAGCCGGAUGGCCGCUUGCUGGUGUAUCGCUCGGAGGACAUCCGGAACGUGAGCCGUCUCGCCGCUCCUAAAGUGUGCGGCUACGUCACAGCCGAGGCCAGUCAGCUCCUGCCCGAGAACCCGCCCACGGCCGCGGCAGCAGAGGAAACGGGAGACGAGGACGAGCACCUGAGACUGAGGAGGCAGGCAGUCGAUCACAGGAAGAACACAUGCCCUCUGUUGCUGGUGGCAGAUUAUCGGUUCUUUCGACACAUGGGCCGCAGGGAGGAGAGUACCACCAUCAACUACCUGAUCGAGCUGAUUGACCGGGUCGACGACAUCUAUAGAAACACAUCUUGGGAUGAGGAGUUUAAGGGCUACGGUGUUCAAAUCCAGCAGAUUAUGAUCAACAAAUUCCCCACUAAAGUGGAACCAGGACAAACCCACUACAACAUGAAGGGGAGUCCAGUGAAGAACAAAGACGUGUGGGAUGUGAAACGACUUCUGGAGCAAUUCAGCAUUGACAUAGCAGAGAAUGCCUCCAAAGUGUGUUUGGCUCACUUGUUCACCUAUCAGGACUUCGAUGAGGGCACGCUAGGCCUUGCCUACGUCGCUCCCACCAAAGAAGAGGCUCCCGGAGGAGUCUGUUCUAAAGAGUACCCUCAUUCGGGAAGUGACCACCGCACCAUAUACCUGAACACAGGCUUAACCAGCACUAAGAACUACGGGAAGACUAUUCUGACUAAGGAGGCCGACUUGGUGACGACCCAUGAGCUCGGGCACAACUUCGGGGCUGUUCAUGACAGAGAUGACGUGCCAUACUGCGCCCCCAGCGAGGACCACGGGGGGAAAUAUGUCAUGUACCCCAUCGCUGUGAGCGGAGACCAUUCCAAUAACAGGCUGUUUUCCACCUGCAGUAAGAAGUCCAUCGUGAAAAGUCUGAGGCACAAGGGCCCGUCAUGUUUUAAGGAGAGGAACAGUAAGGUGUGUGGGAACUCGCGGGUGGAGGAGGGAGAGGAGUGCGACCCCGGGCUGGUCCACCUCCACACCGACCCCUGCUGUAAAUCCGACUGCAAGCUACAACCUCAAAAGCAGUGCAGUGAUAGAAACAGCGCCUGCUGCAAGAACUGUAUGUAUGAGAAGGUCGGGAAGCCGUGCCAGGAGCCCAUCAAUGCCACCUGUAAGGGCAUGUCCUACUGCACAGGGAACAGCAGCGAAUGUCCUCCUCCAGAGAACCUCCCGGAUGACACCACGUGUGUGGACAGCGGACAGUGUCUGAACGGAGAGUGCGUCCCCUUCUGUGAGGCUGUCCUCAACCUGCUUUCCUGCGCCUGCAACGAGACGGAUCGCUCGUGUAUGGUUUGCUGCCGCAGUAAGGGGGGUGCGUGCUCUCCGUACCAGGAUGACCGGGGAAGCUUCCUGUACCUGAGGAAGGGCAAACCCUGCACUGUGGGCUUCUGUGAUGGAAAGGGUAAAUGCAUGAAGCAGGUGCAGGAUGUGAUUGAGAGGUUGUGGGAUUUCAUUGACAAGCUGAACAUAAACACGUUUGGGAAAUUCCUGGCUGAUAACAUUGUGGGCUCUGUGGUGGUCUUCUCCCUGCUCUUCUGGAUCCCUCUCAGCAUUCUCGUCCACUGUGUGGACAAGAAGCUCGACCGGCAGUAUGAACUGAACACGAAAUCACUCUUUUACACCAGCAACGCGGAGUUGCUGAGCAGUCUCGAUUCAGCCUCGGUGCGCAUCUUUAAGCCUCACUCUUCCCCGGCCGUCUCUGCCGUCCCACGCUUCCAGAGCAGCACCCCUCCCGUCCCUGCCACUGCAGGCAGCUUGACGGCUCCAGCCUCGGGCGUGUUGGCGAGCACGGAGCCUCCGCGCAUGGACACCAUCGAGGAGGACCCCAGUUACGACUCGCGCCUGGAUGAGCAGGUCCUGGAGGAGGACUUCACCACUCGCACCGAUGCAGCUCGGUCCUUUGCAGACCUGACUGAGGUCGGAGAGAACGGUCUGGAGAGAUCGUUCAAGAUGAAGACACCCAGGCACAGCAUCAGGAAGGAGACAGAGUGCUGAGUGUGUGCGUGCGUGAGUGUGUGCGUGCGUGAGUGUGUGCGUGCGUGAGUGUGUGCGUGCGUGAGUGUGUGUGUGUGUGUGUGUGUGUGUGUGCAAGCAAACUGACCUUUAUAACAGAAAGUGAGUGUAAAGGAGUGAGAGUGACUGCAUGAACUCCAGAGGAGGAGCAGAAUAAGCAAAGCUUGCAUAAGUGAAGUGUGGGCUGGAGCUUAUGUAACUCUGUAUUCAGAAGUACAGUACGGUUUGGGAGCACGCCAACCCCCUGUAGUGUGAACAAAGAGUGUUGCUUAUGUUUACGUAACGCUCGAUUUAGCACCGGAACCGCAGUGACCACGGGGUGCGCAUACAUUCAGCUGGAGUCUUAACGUACCGACUUUGCGUUACGAAUUUCAAAAGGUACACUUCAAGUCUCUCACUUCCGUGCUCCAGGCGUCUGCGGUAGCGAGAAACACCUCGGAACGAAACGGACGUCUCCGGAUGCUUUUGAACGAGUUACCGCGGGACGAACCGACACCACGAGUGACCCGUUCCGGCGUCCGAUGUGAACAAUGACUAAAGCUCUUAACCCGCAUUCACGUGAUUUGACGCACUGCGUCGCUGCCACGUGAUUGGCUGAUUGGGAUAACUGCGUGAAUGUGCAGGGGUACCGGUGUUCCUGUUAAAGUGCAUGGUGAGAGUAUAAAUAUUUGAAAAGGCAUUUCUACUACAAUGACGAGCACAAUAUGAUCGUGUUACAUCGUUAGGGCACCUUUCCGUAUUUAAAGGUGGCGUAUCUGUUAACUUUUAACACACCGACGCAAACUGAAACAGCGCUUUUCUUUCGUUUGGACACAGAGGGUUCCCGCUAACCACACUGGACCGGAACCGUGUAUCUAUACACACCUGACCGGAUUUAUUAUUAAGGACAGCUUUAUUAUUUAAAAAGGGAGUGAGGAAAAUAAUCAUUUGUUUACAUGCCUGUUUAGCUGUUCCAGACAGGUGUCAUAUAUUUACUAAGGUGUGCACUGUAAACUAGAUCUGUCCAUCAAGGCUUUCGCUCAUCCGGGUCAUUAAAACGAGUAGGUGAUUGGACGAGUGCGCAAACGUCUUCAAGAGUCCAUCACAGGUCUCGUUGUCUUCAACUACUGCUACUAUACCGUUUAUUAUUAUUAUUAUUUUUUAUAAACCUUCGUUUGCUACUAUAAUACUGUGCAUCUUUAUGUGUAUACUGUUACAUUUCAGCUUUACGGCACUCGGUGAUAUCCUGGCAACGGGCGUACAGUGUGCUUGUGGGAUUACGGACCGCGUCAGGCUCAGCUCAUCGGCCGAUUACCGAGCAGCGGUGACGAACGGGAAACACUCAGCUAUGUGAUCACGUUCGAUUUUACGAGUGAGCGUUAAUAAGGACGCGGGUGUGAUGCGUCAGUGUCGGUAAUCUCACAGGUAUCUCAUGAUCUGUUCUCACGAGUACUUUAAAUGACCCCCCCACAAACUUUACUCAGUAAUUAUCACUGCGCACGUAAACAGUCGUCGAGUUUGAAAAUGUCAUCAACAAAAACAUAAAACUUUGCAGGACUGGGAACCGAGCGGUGCUGCAGCAUAGGGGUCGGAAUCUCUACGUUCCCAGUUCAGGGAUUCAGGCUGGGAGGAAGUGAUUAUAAACAGAUUCCUGAUGCAGCCUGAAUUUUUAAAAAUUUUUAUUUUAUUUAUUUUUUUUUUUUAAUAAACCCUACACUAUGACCACAGGUUUUAAAACUUAAUCUCAAUUUUAUCCAUCAUCAGGAAACAAGCACGCUUAAUAUACGUCUAUUUCAUUUUUCAUGGGAUAUAAUUUGGUACCGUUUACAUAUUUUACGUAAAAACACGUCUGCAUAAGCUUCUGUAAAAAAAAAAAAAAAAAGAAAGAAGGUAUUUUUAAUUUUUAAAAAUUUUUUAUAAAAGAAUUACAUUUUGUGCACGCUUGCAAAAACCUUGAACUGAAAUCUUUCCAACAAAUAUAUUUGUCCUAAAAAAAAAAAAAAAAAAAAAAGGGAGAUAUUUUUCUUCUCAUAUAAAACACCUUUUAGUUUUCUUUUUGUUUAAAAGUGUUUUGUGCACGUCGUGUGUUAUGCAAACUCCUAGAGUAGACAUAUCUGAUGUGUUCAUGUAAAUAGCAGAUCCGAAUAUUUAGCGAGUAUUGAUUGAAUGUUUUUGUGUUAAAAUAAACUGCUGCUUUUCAUUCUA
This is a messenger RNA of Ictalurus punctatus (channel catfish), 5048 nucleotides long. RefSeq names its product ADAM metallopeptidase domain 17b (gene adam17b). Lineage: Eukaryota; Metazoa; Chordata; Actinopteri; Siluriformes; Ictaluridae. Gene Ontology annotation, biological process: Notch signaling pathway; membrane protein ectodomain proteolysis. The record is from RefSeq and is a predicted model, not a curated record. Bases 345 to 2846 code for a protein of 833 amino acids. Gene Ontology annotation, cellular component: plasma membrane. The transcript is spliced from 19 exons. Gene Ontology annotation, molecular function: metalloendopeptidase activity.